AUGCCUUCCGAGCUUUGCCCCGUCUAUGCGCCCUUCUUCGGUGCCAUGGGCUGCACCGUCGCCAUCGUCUUCACCUGCCUGGGUGCCUCUUACGGUACCGCAAAGUCCGGUGUCGGUAUUUCGGCUAUGGGUGUCCUGCGCCCUGACCUGAUUGUCAAGAACAUUGUCCCCGUCAUUAUGGCUGGUAUCAUUGCCAUUUACGGUCUCGUCGUGUCCGUCCUUAUCUCCGAUGGUCUCCAGCAGGAGAUGUCUCUCUACACUGGUUUCAUCCAGUUCGGCGCUGGUCUCGCUGUCGGUCUGGCCGGUCUUGCUGCCGGUUUCGCCAUCGGUAUUGUUGGUGACGCUGGUGUCCGUGGAACUGCUCAACAGCCUCGUCUCUUCGUCGGCAUGAUUCUGAUUCUCAUUUUCGCCGAAGUCUUGGGUCUCUACGGCUUGAUUGUUGCCCUUCUCAUGAACUCCAAGGCCAGCCAGGACGUCACCUGCUAA
Colletotrichum aenigma is the source of this 486-nucleotide messenger RNA. RefSeq names its product V-type proton ATPase 16 kDa proteolipid subunit (gene vma-3). Lineage: Eukaryota; Fungi; Ascomycota; Sordariomycetes; Glomerellales; Glomerellaceae. Gene Ontology annotation, cellular component: proton-transporting V-type ATPase, V0 domain. Gene Ontology annotation, biological process: proton transmembrane transport. The transcript has 5 exons. The coding region runs from base 1 to 486 and encodes 161 amino acids. Gene Ontology annotation, molecular function: proton-transporting ATPase activity, rotational mechanism. The record is from RefSeq and is a predicted model, not a curated record.